CUUCUUUUGGGUUGCAAACAAAUCCAUAGAAAACGAAAGAUGAUUUGGGGGGUAUAAUAAAAAGGCCAUAUAAUAAGGAGAUCAAAAGUUAUACACUAAAAAAGAGGAGACAGAGCCACUCUGUCCCUCUCCCACUUCCCAUUCAUUCAAAUAAAUAGACAGUUUACCUUGGCUUCACCCCCCCCCCCCACCUUCCACCAUCUCCUCUGCCAUAAACAAAUGCUGAAUAAAGCUCUAUCUAGAAUUCCACCUCCAACAUCAUGGCCUAGCUGUUUCUUGGAUCCGGAGAUUCUGGGUCUUUCAAUAUUUGUUUAUAGUUAUACAUAUAGGAUAUAGCCCGGAAGACAUGAUUUGGUUUCUAUCAUUGUCAUUCCCCAGGCUCAAACCUUUCUUUCUGUUCUUCUCAUUGGAGUUUGUAGCGUAGCUGGUAUGAAAUAUGCCUGCAAAUACGAAAUGGACCCUAUUAUCUUCCUCUUAGUCCUCUCUUUUUCACUCUUGAUUCUUCCCUUCCCUAAUACAGUUGUUGCUGUGAAUCAACAAGGCCAGACUCUUCUUUCCUGGAAAACAAGCUGGAAGGGAUCCCUGGAAUCAUUAAGUAAUUGGGAUUCAACAGAUUAUACUCCGUGCCAUUGGUAUGGGAUCACUUGCAACUACAACAACCAAGUAGUUGAAUUGGAUAUAAGGUAUGUGGAUUUUCAUGGAAAUGUUCCAGAUAAUUUCACUGCAUUGUUGUCCUUGAACAAGCUGGUUUUGACGGGGACGAAUCUCACCGGUUUGAUACCCAAAGAGAUUGGCUCUCUUACUGGAUUGACUCACUUAGACUUGAGUGACAAUGCCUUAACUGGUGAAAUCCCAGGUGAGAUUAGUAGCUUGAUCAAGCUUGAACAACUCUAUCUCAAUUCAAAUAGGCUGGAAGGCUCCAUUCCGCCGGAAAUUGGGAGCCUCACCAGCUUGAAAUGGCUGAUCCUCUAUGAUAAUCAGCUUAGUGGCACCAUACCCAGUACAGUAGGGAAGCUGAAGAAUCUUGAAGUGAUUAGAGCUGGUGGAAACAAGAAUCUUGAAGGCUCUUUACCAACAGAGAUCAGUAACUGCUCCAAUUUGGUCAUGUUAGGCCUAGCAGAAACUAGCGUCUCAGGCUUCCUUCCUCCAAGCCUUGGUCUGCUCAAGAAACUGCAGACAAUUGCAAUCUACACCACCCUUCUCUCCGGCCAAAUCCCUCCAGAGCUCGGUGAUUGCACGGAGCUUGAAGACAUCUAUCUUUAUGAGAACUCACUCAGUGGAUCCAUCCCAGCCAAAUUAGGCAAUCUCAGGAAUCUCCGCAAUCUCUUGUUGUGGCAGAACAACUUGAUUGGUACUCUUCCGCCGGAACUUGGAAACUGCAAUCAAAUGUCGGUCAUUGAUGUCUCCAUGAAUUUGUUAACAGGAAGCAUUCCCAUAUCCUUUGGGAAUCUAACAGAGCUUGAAGAACUUCAAUUGAGCGUCAACCAGAUCUCUGGCGAAAUCCCUGCACAACUCGGAAAUUGUCAGAGGCUCACUCAUAUUGAGCUGGACAACAAUCAGAUCAGUGGCUCCAUUCCUUCUGAAUUAGGUAACUUGUCAAAUCUGACACUGCUGUUCAUAUGGCAGAACAAACUAGAAGGCAAUAUACCUUCUUCCAUCUCCAACUGUCAGAAUCUCGAGGCCGUUGAUUUGUCCCAGAAUGGCUUGAACGGGCCCAUUCCAAGCGGAAUAUUCGACCUCAAGAAACUCAACAAGCUCUUGCUCCUCUCCAACAAUCUUUCCGGCGAGAUACCACCUGAAAUCGGGAACUGCUCGUCCUUGAUUCGGUUCCGCGUCAGUAACAAUAAGCUAACCGGUUCGAUCCCGCCACAAAUUGGGAGCUUGAGGAAUUUGAAUUUCUUGGAUCUUGGAUCCAACAGGCUUUCAGGAGUUAUACCGGAGGGGAUAUCCGGCUGCCGGAAUCUGACAUUUUUGGAUCUGCACUCGAAUUCCAUUGCGGAGAAUUUGCCGCAGAGACUCAGUUAUCUUGUUUCCUUGCAGUUCGUUGAUUUCUCUGAUAAUCUUAUUGAAGGCACAUUGAUGCCUACUUUGGGAUCGUUGACUUCACUCACCAAGUUAUUGCUGGGGAAGAACCGAUUCUCGGGUCCAAUACCGAGUGAACUCGGUUCCUGCGUGAAGCUCCAGUUGCUCGACCUUAGUGGUAACGAGCUUUUGGGAAAUAUCCCGGCAAGUUUGGGCCAGAUUCCUGCCCUGGAAAUCGCUCUCAAUCUUAGCUGGAACCAACUGUCCGGCAAUGUUCCGGCAAACUUCACGGGUUUAGGUAAACUUGGAGUUCUAGAUCUCUCUCACAACCAACUCUCCGGCGAUCUUCACUUUCUCGCUGAAAUGCAAAAUCUGGUGGUUCUUAACAUCUCCCACAACAAUUUCUCCGGCCGUGUACCGGACACGCCUUUCUUCACAAAACUGCCUCCAAGUGUUCUCAACGGGAACCCUUCGCUCUGCUUUUCUGGGAACCAAUGCAUCGACGUCGACGGCGACCGCAAAUCCAGAAGAGGCGCGGCUGCACGUGUCGCGAUGGUGGUCCUACUCUGCGCAGCGUGCGUACUGCUCCUGGCUGCGCUCUACAUCACCCUCGCCUCAAAAAAGAGGGGCCCGGGGGCGCACGAUUGCGAGAUGCUUGACGGCGACAUUGACGUGGAGCUGGGACCACCAUGGGACCUCACUUUAUACCAGAAGCUCGACCUGUCAAUAACUGAUGUGGCAAGAAGUUUGACAGCUGGCAACGUCAUAGGUCGCGGUCGAUCCGGUGUCGUUUACAUGGUAGCCUUACCGUCCGGCUUCACCGUCGCAGUCAAGAGGUUCCGAUCCUCCGAGAAACUCUCCGCCUCAGCAUUCUCCUCCGAAAUUGCCACUCUGGCAAGAAUCCGGCACCGAAAUAUCGUCCGGCUUUUAGGCUGGGCUGCGAACCGGAAAACAAAAUUGUUAUUUUACGACUACAUGGCUAACGGUUCAUUAGACGCAUUCUUGCACGAAGGAUGUAACAGAUUAGUGGAGUGGGAGUCUCGGUUAAAAAUAGCACUUGGCGUGGCGGAGGGUCUGGCCUACCUACACCACGAUUGUGUACCGCCGAUAUUGCACCGAGACGUGAAGGCACAGAAUAUACUUAUCGGAGACGGAUACGAACCGUGCUUGGCAGAUUUCGGUCUAGCUCGGCUUGUAGAAGACGACAAUGCUUCAUUUUCAGCCAACCCACAAUUCGCUGGCUCCUACGGCUACAUUGCUCCCGAGUACGGCUGUAUGCUUAAGAUCACCGAAAAGAGUGACGUGUACAGUUUCGGAGUAGUCCUUCUAGAGCUAAUAACAGGGAAGAAGCCAGUAGAUCCAUCGUUUCCAGACGGUGAACACGUGAUCCAGUGGGUGCGAGACCACCUUAAGAGCAAGAAAGACGCAGUGGAGAUCGUUGAUCCGAAAUUACAAGGUCAUCCAGACACGCAGAUCCAAGAAAUGCUUCAAGCCCUGGGAAUAUCCCUUCUCUGCACCAGCAAUCGGGCGGAAGAUAGGCCCACAAUGAAAGAUGUGGCCGCAUUAUUAAUAGAGAUUAAACACGAGCCCACAAUAGGAAGCGAGGCCCACAAGCCCACCAAUACUAGUACAUUGAAGAGGACGGAUACUAAUACUACUCCUUCCUACGCAUCAUCAGUGACAGCAGCUCAAUUGUCACUGCUACAAGGAGGAUCUUCUCAUUGUUCACUUGCUUACUCAUCUUCCUCAGCCAGUUAUAGUUCAAGAAUUCAAUAACCAUUAACAGAAGUUCUAGUGUUUUGUUAGGAGAUAGAACAGGUUUGAAUUGUAAAGAACUAACGAGGGUAUUUUGGGUAACUUCGUUAUUUAAUUGUUAGAAGGUACAAGAUUGAUUUAGUUAUACCUAGCGAACUUUUGUAGACACGCGCUGGACUUCUAGCCCAAUUUACCCCAUUGUGAAAUGGGAAAUUUCUGUG
This is a messenger RNA of Tripterygium wilfordii, 3998 nucleotides long. Its product is annotated as LRR receptor-like serine/threonine-protein kinase. Gene Ontology annotation, molecular function: protein binding; ATP binding; protein kinase activity. Lineage: Eukaryota; Viridiplantae; Streptophyta; Magnoliopsida; Celastrales; Celastraceae. Gene Ontology annotation, biological process: hormone-mediated signaling pathway; protein phosphorylation. Gene Ontology annotation, cellular component: plasma membrane. The record is from RefSeq and is a predicted model, not a curated record. The transcript is spliced from 2 exons. Bases 430 to 3798 code for a protein of 1122 amino acids.